AUGUCUACUGGUCGUCCGAUUUUCACUACAACGCAGAACAAGGCAAUUUCGAGUUAUUGUACCGAUCCUGCUGAAAAUUCAUUUGCCGUUGGAACCUAUAAUAUAACCCAAGGACUUCGAACGUUUCACAAAGGAUCUGCGUUUUUACCAGCAUUUGUCAUUGAAGAAUGUCAUGCGCAUUUAGACGAUAACGGGUUCGAAUUUAUUCGACAAUGCAUAACACUGCUUGAAGAACGAGGAAUCCGAGAGCAGGGCCUCUAUAGAAACUGUGGAGUUACGUCAAAGGUGCAGAAAUUGAUGCAACUGGGGUUGGAUAAACGGAAAACGAAUGGUGACAAAUUGAACAUCAACGAUGAUGAAUGGGAAAUUAAAACGAUAAGCAGUGCGGUGAAGACAUUUCUUAGAAACCUUCCGGAACCGUUAAUGACAUUCGAUCAGCACAGUCUCUUCAUUAAUGCUGCUAAGAUGGACGACCGACGCACGAGGAUCGACCACAUUCACUACUACGUGCAUAAACUACCGCCAGACCAUAGAUCUAUGCUAGAGAUUGUAAUACGACAUCUGAAGAGAGUGGCUGACAACAGCAUCGAGAAUCUGAUGACGGUUGGCAACUUGGGCGUGUGCUUUGGUCCAACGCUUCUCAGACCAAAAGAGGAAACGAUGGCCGCCAUUAUGGACAUUAAAUUUUGCAAUGUUGUCGUCGAAGUGUUGAUUGCGAACUGCGAGAAGAUUUUCAGUACUGAGCCUCCGAAAUCUAUUGUGCAGCCGUGCCCACCAAAGCCUGAUCACCGCGGUAUUCACCAAGAAGCUACGCAUCCGGAUAUAAGCUACAAAAACUGGCUUAUUGUCGACUCUACCGGUUCGCCUUCAAAAAAUAUCGCUCGACCUCCAGUAGUACUGUAUCCAAAAGGUAGGUGGUUGGGAGGAGGGUUGGAUUGGGCGAAGCAUCAUCUAGUUCUUCUGCUACUUAGCAUAGUUCUGGAAUAG
Angiostrongylus costaricensis is the source of this 987-nucleotide messenger RNA. The record is from the annotation of a GenBank genome assembly. NCBI's taxonomy places the organism in Eukaryota, Metazoa, Nematoda, Chromadorea, Rhabditida, Metastrongylidae.